This is a messenger RNA of Amphimedon queenslandica, 386 nucleotides long. Its product is annotated as TBC1 domain family member 20-like. The record is from RefSeq and is a predicted model, not a curated record. Lineage: Eukaryota; Metazoa; Porifera; Demospongiae; Haplosclerida; Niphatidae. The transcript has 4 exons. The coding region runs from base 31 to 276 and encodes 81 amino acids.
GGUGUGGCUAUUCUAGUUAUAAAUUUUAAAAUGGCAGCAGAAGGUGCUAAAGAUAUUCUACCUGAUCUAAGUGAUCUUCCUACCUUUACUGAAGAUUGGGAGGUUCAUAAGUUCCAGUCUAUAAUGGAGUCCAUUAAUUCAGAUCCAGUAGAUAUUACAUCAUUAAGAGGAGAGGCUAUUACUAAAGGAGGUCUAUUGUGUAAUGAAUUGAGGAGGAGAGCAUGGACCAAACUAUUAGGAAUCAACAUAUACAACAUACCAUCAUGUUUUUUUUAGAUUAUAAAGAUAAGAAUCAGGUUAUAUUAGACGUUAACAGGUGUGGGCGUUGCCUACCUAAAGAAUUAUUGAUAGAGCGUAUUAAUUCAAUACAGGACAGUUUAAUAAGA